Messenger RNA from Dipodomys ordii (Ord's kangaroo rat), 2085 nucleotides. RefSeq names its product RCSD domain containing 1 (gene Rcsd1). NCBI's taxonomy places the organism in Eukaryota, Metazoa, Chordata, Mammalia, Rodentia, Heteromyidae. The coding region runs from base 196 to 1443 and encodes 415 amino acids. Gene Ontology annotation, biological process: skeletal muscle contraction; protein localization to endosome; retrograde transport, endosome to Golgi. The record is from RefSeq and is a predicted model, not a curated record. Gene Ontology annotation, molecular function: retromer complex binding; phosphatidylinositol phosphate binding; actin filament binding. Gene Ontology annotation, cellular component: WASH complex; early endosome. The transcript is spliced from 7 exons.
CUCCUCCUUCCUCGUUCUCGGGCGCUGGCUCCCCUGGCCCGGCAGUCCUACAGCCCAGCACAGGCCAGCGCACGCACUGCCCUGUGCCCACCACAGCUCGAACCUGGUCCAGGCUGGGAGUGGAGGGGACAGUGGGGAUCGGGAACUCACUCUGGCCCCAGCGAGCCCGCGUGUCUGGAGGACAACCUAGAGGACAUGGAGGAGAGACCCACAGAGACCAACAGCAGCGUGGACAGUUCAGCACCGCCAUCCGUGGCGCAGCUGGCUGGUCGGUUUCAGGAACAGGCAGCUGCGGCCAAGGAGACACCAGCCAGUAAACCAGCAAGAAGGAAACCACCCUGCUCCCUCCCUCUGUUCCCCCCUAAGGUAGAGCUGGGCCAGAAUGGUGAGGAGAAAUCAUCACCCAAUGCCAGCCACCCUCCUAAAAUCAAGGUGAAGAGCUCACCUCUGAUUGAAAAGCUCCAGGCCAAUUUAACCUUUGAUCCAGCAGUUCUGCUGCCUGGAGCUUCACCCAAGAGUCCUGGACUCAAGGCCAUGGUCUCACCAUUUCAUAGCCCCCCUUCCACGCCCAGCAGCCCUGGCAUGAAGUCUCGGCCUGGAGAAGCAGAGGAGGUGCCUAUCAGCUUCGACCAGCCUCCUGAAGGUACUCAUCUGCCCUGUUACAAUAAGGUGCGGACAAGAGGAUCCAUAAAAAGACGUCCACCCUCUAGGCGAUUCCGAAGGUCUCAGUCAGACUGUGGAGAUCUUGGAGAUUUUAGGGCUGUGGAGCCAUCUCAGGAGAAUGGUGCAAGGGAAGAGAACGGGGAUGAAGUGUUUACAACCAAGAGUAAGGCCCCAAGGUCUCCCUCUGCCAGUGAGGGGUCCAUGGGAGAGGGAGCUAGUAGAAGCCAGGUGUCUGAAGGAAAGCCCCCUCUGAGGAGGACAUCUAGCAGGAUGGAGAAACAGGAGAAGGCUGGGGCCCCAGAAGAGACAAAACAGAAUGAGGAGGCUGGGCAGAAUCCAGAUGAUACCAGCAAGUGCCCAGCCCAGAAAGAGGGCUUAGAGCCAUCCCACACCUCCAGCCUUCAGACAGAGAAUGGAUAUGGGAGUCCCAUGGCAGAAAAAGCAUCUGGAGAAGAACUGGAGACCAGAAAGUCUACAGAGGAACAGGGGGAGAAGGUGGGAAAUGAUGGGGACAGGCCCAGAGAGAAGGUCCAAGAUGCAAAGAAGCUGGAGGAGGAAGCUAAAGGGGAAAAGACCCUCCAAAAUCCUUCUGGAGGAAAGGGAGACAGCAAUGUUUCUGAGCAGGAGGAACAAGGCAAGGAAAAUCAAGAUGAAAGAGCAGGUCUGGAAGCAGGCUGCAGCAGCAGAGCUGGCUAUGUAACACUGGAGACCAGCAAUGAGCUCCAGAAUACACAAGCAGUCCCCACGAAUGACCCCCCUGUUGAGGAUACUGAAAUGUGAAAAGAGCUCCUGGUACCCCAGUGAAGAAGCUGCUGGUGACAUCUCUUUGGAAGUGGCAGCAGCAGCAAAUGAAGCCAUUGCAGAAGCUGAAUAUGCUGGGUGUUUGGAGUCAGUCUGGGAUACCAGGUGGAUUGUUUCCUGGCCUCCAUACUCAAGUGCUCCAUCACAGAGAGACUGGAUCCCAGGACAGCAGACUUUCAUCAGCUUGAAUUGAUAUCUUUGAUGGACUUGAUUUAAAAAAAACAAUAAUAACAAAAAAAACUUGUUGAAAACAAUUUACCGUGGUGCCUAGUCCCCAGGGAUACUGGUCAGCCUGUGGGACUGCCACACUCUCCAUCCCUGCCUCUCCCUGCAGCUGAGCUCUUGUUUAGCUUAGCAGAUGUUGCCUGUGUACAAUUAUAGCCUUUAUUAUAUUGUCCUAAAAUGGUUGUGGCUGCAAAUGUAAGGGGAAAAAAACAACAGCUAAUUUUAAGUGGAUGAAAACCAAAGAAAAUAGUCUUGCUGAAGAUAUAAAUUUUAUUUUAUAGAAGACGUUAUAUUGCAUCAAGACCUUAGAGUCAGUCUUGUAGCUUACUCCAAAUGGGAGCUGGGCAACCAAUUUUGGAAACAUUGAACUGCAAGAGAUAAUUACUGAAACCUUUU